Messenger RNA from Lingula anatina, 1146 nucleotides. Its product is annotated as leucine-rich repeats and immunoglobulin-like domains protein 1. Lineage: Eukaryota; Metazoa; Brachiopoda; Lingulata; Lingulida; Lingulidae. The record is from RefSeq and is a predicted model, not a curated record.
AUGGAACACUGUGGUCUGAACUCUCUGCCGGUCAAUGUCUUUGCCAAUUUGAACAAGCUGGAGUUCCUAGAUCUAAGUGAAAACCCAGGUAUUGUUCCCACUCUCGCUGUCCUUGUCCAUCAGAAGUCCUUGAAGACUCUUAGACUUUCUUCCUUAGGUUCUUCAUUGACAGACAUACCUAAUGCAAUAUCAGGAAUGGAAAAGCUGGUAGAACUUGUCCUAAGUUACAAUGGAAUACGAGAAGUAAAUCAUGAUCAAUUUGCAAAACUGAUACAGUUAAGAAAACUCAACCUGUACCGCAAUAAAAUAGCUUUUCUUGACCCGCUGUCAUUCCAAGUUUGUGACCAUCUGGAGGAAUUGGACCUAAGCUAUAAUCUUAUACACGAAGUGAGCCCUAUCCUCUAUGUUCCCCAGUCCCUAAAGGUACUUAAGCUGAACGGAAAUAAAUUUGACACGCUUGACAAGUGUAUAAUUGCAAACUUACUGGCAUAUCUUCAAAAGUCGUACAUUUCAAGCGAUCUUUUCAUUUGCGAUUGUCGUUUGGCCUGGGUUCGAAAACUGUCAGAGGCUUUCGGCUCCAGGGUAAGUUUUAGUGGAUCGUGUUAUCUCCCAAUAGAGCUAUACGGUCAGUCAGUGACUUCAUUUACUCUGUGUGAUUGCAGUUGGGAAGACGAAAGUUUUGAAAGUUGCAACACUAUCUCAACUACUCCACCAAAUACAAAGACGGAACACCCGUCAGAAGUUUUAAAUCGCUUCUUCGUCAAUUCGGCCCAAAUAUCCAGUCUCCAAAAGGACCUCAGCAGCGUUCAAACUAUCACAAUUGUGUCGGUAUCUGUUGCCGUUGUCGCCAUCGUGGCAUUCGUCGCUACUCUUGUCGUUUUGCUGACUUGCUUCUUCAGGCAACGAAACCGAGUGCCUUCAAAUGGGAGGAGCCUGGGUCACGUCAAUCAAGAUCUCCAGCUAUCCGAAGGGAUCCAGAGUGAAAGGUCACCUGAAGGUAGAAGUUCUGGAGAUAAUUUGUAUCAGAACACGCCUGGAACGUCCAGCAGUGGUACCAAUGGGGCCUAUGAACCUCUCAGAAAAGAUGGGCGGGGUUUGACACAACAUAGAGGCCAUUACGCCUCCUCCCCUGUAGUUCAUAAGUAA